UCCUUGUUUCUGAAUUAAAUCUGCAGUCCCUUCUGUCUCUAAUCUAUACUCGUGUUUGUUCUUGAAUGGAGGUACGUUAAUUUAGUUGUCUGAAAGGGUGGUUUCCCUUGUGGAGAAGAGAAGGAUUAAAAGAGUGGAGGGAAGGGAGAAGGGGGCGGUAGUUCAUGACUGCCCACAAUGCUAUUCGUUACACAGUCGAGUCGAGUGCUGCCCUGCGCAGUUGAAGUCAACUCCUCGCUGGUGAUUCCUAACGAUCAUGAUGAAACCAUUCCAAGGAAUAAAUGUGCUUCAUUAAUAAGGAUGGUCUGUUCAUUUAGAAGAUACCUGUGGCUUCGUUCCAAUCAUCAACUCAUUUCCAAGAACUGGCAACCGAAAAUAUUUAAAAUGAGUGCUUCUGUAAUCAGCAGAGAAUUGUCCCUGAAGCAGAAGUGUCUGGAGAUAUUUCGAACUGCAAUCAAUAGCGUUCUGCCUCAAAACAUAAUCAAGAAUAAUAUUAGCAUGGAAGGAAAUAGGCUGCUGAUAAAAAAUCAGUCUUUCCCAAUCCAUAAUAAUGUCCAUGUUGCUGGAUUUGGGAAGGCUGUGAUGGGAAUGGCAGCUGCUGUGGAACAGAUACUGGGAGACCACUUGGUCCAAGGAGUGAUCAGUGUUCCUCUUGGAAUUCAGAAGGUUCUUCGGCUGGCUGGGAAAGAGGAGAUGCUUUUAAGACCUCAGACAAAGAUACAGGUACAGGAAGGAGCCCAACAUAAUCUUCCUGAUGACAAUGCUUUGAAGGCAGCUAAAAGGAUCCAUCACUUAGCAGAAGGACUUACUGAAAACGAUUUGUUACUUGUGCUUAUCUCAGGAGGGGGAUCUGCUUUAUUGCCGGCGCCUAUCCCCCCUGUCACUUUGGAGGAGAAACUGUAUCUGACAAAACAACUUGCUUCCAAAGGCGCAACUAUUCAGGAACUCAACACAGUUCGCAAGUCACUCUCUCUGCUGAAGGGUGGAGGUUUGGCCAGAGCUGCCUAUCCCGCACAGGUGGUGAGCCUUAUUUUAUCCGAUAUCAUUGGAGACAAUUUGGAGUUCAUAGCCAGUGGCCCAACCCUACCUAACUUGCAAAGUAAGGAAGAUAGUUGUAAGAUUUUGUCAAAAUAUAACUUGGUAUCAUCCAUGCCAGAAAAUGUGAAAGAAGUUCUUUCUCAACCUAGCACAAGAAUGCACCAAGAGGAAAUCCAAGAUUAUGCUCAUGUUUUUAAUUUUAUUGUGGGAUCAAAUGCAAUUGCCUUGGAGGAAGCUAAAUGUAAAUCUGAGAGCUUAGGUUACAUUACCUCUAUUCUGUCUACUGGAGUGAGUGGAGAUGUCACAACUGUGGCUAGACUGUUCAGUCUUUUGAUCAGAUACGUGUGUUCAGUUCUGGCAGUGCAUGGUUCACAAUGUGCACAGGCAAGCAGUCUGAAAGAUGAGAUGCUGCAGAUCAUUGGAAGCCUGCAGCUCCCUGAUUUUCGUUUGGACAGCUGCUUGGAGAACGCGCUGAGCUCUGGAAAACCACUCUGCCUUUUGGCAGGAGGUGAAACUACAGUUCAGCUUCGGGGCAGAGGGAAAGGGGGUCGAAAUCAGGAGAUGGCCUUGCGUGUGGCUGUGGAACUGCACCAAGCAAAGUCAAUGACUCCGCACGAUCCCUUUGCAAAACAUGAAAUUGUUUUUCUCAGUGGCGGGACCGAUGGACAAGAUGGACCUACCGAAGCAGCUGGAGGAUUCGCUUACACUGAAAUGGUUGAAAAUGCUUUCCGUGAAGGGCUCAAUGUCGAGGAUUUCUUAAAUAACAAUGAUUCUUUUACUUUCUUCAGCAAGUUCAACAAAGGAGCAGAUCUAAUCAUGACAGGCCUGACAAGUACCAAUGUCAUGGAUGUACAGGCAAUUAUUAUCCAACCAAAGGAAACUUGAGUAUCAGAUCAAUGCUAAACUGAGGAAAAAAAUAAAGUAAAUAAAAAAAAUAAUAUUAA
Messenger RNA from Amblyraja radiata (thorny skate), 1982 nucleotides. It is a transcript of the gene glyctk, whose product is annotated as glycerate kinase. The transcript has 5 exons. NCBI's taxonomy places the organism in Eukaryota, Metazoa, Chordata, Chondrichthyes, Rajiformes, Rajidae. Gene Ontology annotation, biological process: protein phosphorylation. The coding region runs from base 178 to 1923 and encodes 581 amino acids. Gene Ontology annotation, cellular component: cytoplasm. Gene Ontology annotation, molecular function: glycerate kinase activity. The record is from RefSeq and is a predicted model, not a curated record.